AUGGAAGAACAACACGCAAGCGAUGUAUUAGUUGUUUGUACUGAAACAACGGAAGAUCAAAGCAGUGCUUCAGGAAAGGCAGAAAAAAAUCCUCAGGAUAUUGCAAGGCAAAAGCGACAAUAUGUGCUAAUGGAAUUGGUCGAUACAGAACGGGAUUAUGUAAAAGAUUUGAGUUCAGUGGUAGAUGGAUAUAUGGCAAAUUUGCAAACGAUGGAAUUGCCGGAGGAUUUGGUUGGCAAAGAUAAAAUUAUUUUUGCAAAUAUUGCUCAGAUUCUUGAUUUUCACAAAACGUUAUUUUUAAAAGAAAUUGAAAAGUGCCUCGAAGAUUAUGAAGCUGCGGGUAAUGCCUUUGUUAAAUACGAACGAAGGCUACAUACAUAUUAUGUGAAAUAUUGUCAGAAUAAGCCAAAGUCAGACUUUCUGAUGGCACAGGAUGAUUUUGAACAGUUCUUCGCUGAAACAAAACAGAAAUUGGGUCACAAGAUAGCACUAUGUGAUCUCUUAAUCAAGCCAGUACAGCGUAUAAUGAAAUAUCAAUUAUUGAUGAAGGAUAUUUUGAAAUAUACAGAAAGAGCGGGUGAUCGAAUGGAUAUCUUGGAAAAAGCUCUUCAGGUAAUGCAUGUAGUACCAAAAGCAUGCGAUGAUAUGAUGCAAGUUGGCCGAUUGCAAAAUUUCGACGGAAAUUUAAGUGCUCAAGGGAAAUUGAUAUAUCAGGGAACAGUGGCAAUCUCAGAUAAUACUCCAUCACAGCCUUUCAAAGGAAAAGAUAGGCGAAUAUUUUUGUUUGAGCAGUCUGCAAUCAUUGCCGAUUGUAUUUUGCCGAAGAAAGAAUUUGGUAAUCCUACAUACAUCUUCAAAAGUCAAAUUAUGGUUAAUAAAAUGGUAUUGGAAGCAACUGUUGCUGAUGAACCGUUACGUUUUAUUCUAAAGAGUAAUGAUCCGUCACAACCGAACGCAUUCUUAGCGCAAGCUAAUACAAUGGAAGAAAAAGAUCAGUGGAUUUCGAAAAUAAAUAGUCAAUUGGAUCAGCAAAAAACACUUCUGGCAGCUUUGGUAGAUCCUAAACGUUAUCAAAAUCAACUUGCUGGAAGUGUUAACUCAUUGUCAUUGGAAGAAGUGGAUAAGAAGAAGACGUUGUUUCCACGGUUAACUGGUAAAAGUAAAGAAAGCAGUCACACUUUUUUAGGUGCUUCAUCUUCGAUGCAUCAGAAUUCUAGCAUUCAAACACUAUCAUCGAAAACUAAUUCAUCGACAAAAUCUUCGAAGUUGUUUGGUUUUGGAAAAAAAAUGAAUCCAACAAGUAGUAAUAAGUCAGCAGCAGUAGGUAAAUUAAAGUGA
This is a messenger RNA of Brugia pahangi, 1338 nucleotides long. Lineage: Eukaryota; Metazoa; Nematoda; Chromadorea; Rhabditida; Onchocercidae. The record is from the annotation of a GenBank genome assembly.